AUGGGUGCCGUACUAAUGCAGGACGAACUCGACGGAAAGAGGCGAAUAAUUUCGUUCGCUAGGGCAAAGUUCUCGCCCACAGAAGCCCGGUACCACUGCAACGAGCAGGAGUGUUUGGCUAUAGUAUGGGCUAUUAAGAGGUACCGGCCCUUCUUGGAGGACAAACCCUUCACAUUGAGGACUGACAGUAAAACGCUCACCUGGUUAGAACGCCAGAAGGAUACGAGGGAUAAGCUAACCAGGUGGGACCUUCUUCUUAACCGCUUUUCCACGCACGGUGGAACACGUGCCCGGCAAAGAAAACGAAUUGCCAGAUGCCCUCUCACGCAAUCCGAACCCAGACGAGUGCCUGUUUUGAGCGCUUUAGCUCGGCCCCCGCUGUACCACGAGGUGAUCGAGGCCCAACAGGAAGACCCGGCUAUCACCAAAGACGUCCUGGAAUGGAGGAGAUUGGCCGAGUUGCCACAACCGACGCAGCCUGAGAAGGAGUUCCUGGAUCGACACCGCUUAACAGAGAAAGGAUGGUGGUGCCAGGAUACCGCCGGGAUUUGGAGAUUACGAGUGCCUUCAGCAUUGAGAAUUAAGGUCAUCUGGGAACAUCACGACGCCGCAAUAGCCGGUCAUCCGGGAACCGACGAGACGAUACGGGCUAUUAGGGAAAACUUUUUCUGGUCCGGAAUGAACCGAGAGAUUCGCCGAUACGUAGCCGGCUGCCACCUAUGCAUAUGUUGCAAACCGGUAAAAGCGAAGCAUCCCGAUAAUCAACGACCCCGAGCGGCGAAGCGCGCAUGGGAUACGGUCGCCGUCGAUCUCAUGGGCCCGUAUCCCCGAACUAGUCAGGGCCACAGUUACAUUCUGGUGGUAACUGACCUAUUUACCCGCUGGGUAGAAGCUUUUCCUUUGAGGACAGCCGAAGCCCCCAAAAUUACACGGCUCAUGGAGGAGGAGGUCUUCAGUCGCUUCGGAUACCCGCGCAGGGUGCUGAGUGACAACGGGCCCCAUUUCACGGGUCAGGUUUGGGUCGAGGCGAGCCGCCGAUGGGGCGCCGAACUGUGGACGACCCCAGUUUAUCACCUACGUGCCAACCCAAUAGAACGGCGGAACCAAGAACUGAAGAAAGGUUUGAGGCUCCGUCUGCACCAAGGCAACCAACGCACGUGGGACCAGCAUUUACCCGAUCUUCUUUUCGGGCUAAGAAGACGUAAGAACGCCGCCACUGGAGUCACCCCUAGCCAUCUCCUCAUGGGCAGGACCAUCCUUCGCCCAGGAGAGUGGGAACUUCAACCGGAGGCACGCGAAGAAGUACCAGCAGCGAGCUACGAGGAUCGUGAGCGGGAAGCUCGCCAACAACAGGCGGCCUAUCAUGCCAAGCAUGCCUCUGCACCCAGUCCCCCACGUUAUUUUCCGGGAGAUUGGGUAUAUGCACCCAACCAUCAGUUAAGCAGCAAGGUGCUGGGGUACAACGCCAAACUGGCCCCAGUCCGACGGGGCCCCUACCAGAUCCUCGAUCAUCUCUCGGGCGAGGUUUAUUGGAUCUGGAGGGGAGGAUCAGCCCAGAAAGUGCACGGUAGUGUACUGGUGCCCGCAACAGCGCCCGCAAGGUUGAUGCCACCACAGGAACGAGACACAAACGAGCCAGAGGUCGGCAUGCCGCCACCUCUCACGAGACCACUAUCCGAAAGCGUCGGCGGUGCAGCGCACGUGCACCCUGUCGAAACCGUCGACAGGGAGGAGGACGAUGAGGACAGUUCGUCCCAUUACACGAACGACGAGGAGCGAUACGACGACGAGCAGGAGAACGAGGUCGACCCAAGCGGGCGUCGACAUGGCAGACUAGGUACCGCCGGGAAGGCGUGCCAUACCUCAUCGGCAGAAGCUGAGGAACAACGAGAUGACAUCGGACGACGUUAUCAACUGCGACAGCGGGCACCCGUCAGUUAUCGGGAUGCCAGAGCAUACGCGCCUCGGCGGAGGCGCGCACAGCAUGUAAAUAAUAAAACAGACAGGGCCCUAGCCCGAAUCGUCGGACGCGCCAACGUCGGGCACGUCGCGCCGCAAGCAUCAUCAGGAGGAGACUCGGCACCACAUCCACCGGUCGAGGAAUACGUGGCUCGCCCGCACCUCGCUAAUGUGCCCCGAUACAGCCCGAGCACGUCCCACCCCCACGUUAAGGGGUGGGCCAACCUGGUAGGGAUCCGAAGAGGAAUCGAGGGCACCCGGGACCCGCGCGUGCGUAAACCCUUCCGCGGUCGAAACCCUUUUCCUCCCCUUACCCGCGUUCGCGAGUCAACCGCGCUAUGUGUUCCCACCGGUGAACGUAAUCAACCGAGACGACGCCGCCGGCCCGAGCAGACCGCGUGUAAUCAACUCCCACGAUUCACCGCCCUGUCCGAGGGAACUGAAAACCGCACCUUCAGUGCCGCUACCUCGGCCAACCGAAUUCAUUAA
Messenger RNA from Belonocnema kinseyi, 2448 nucleotides. RefSeq lists its product as uncharacterized. Bases 1 to 2448 code for a protein of 815 amino acids. Gene Ontology annotation, molecular function: nucleic acid binding. Lineage: Eukaryota; Metazoa; Arthropoda; Insecta; Hymenoptera; Cynipidae. Gene Ontology annotation, biological process: DNA integration. The record is from RefSeq and is a predicted model, not a curated record. The transcript has 3 exons.